This is a messenger RNA of Coprinopsis cinerea okayama7#130, 552 nucleotides long. RefSeq lists its product as hypothetical. The record is from RefSeq and is a predicted model, not a curated record. NCBI's taxonomy places the organism in Eukaryota, Fungi, Basidiomycota, Agaricomycetes, Agaricales, Psathyrellaceae. The transcript has 3 exons. Bases 1 to 552 code for a protein of 183 amino acids.
AUGACGUCUAAGGCCCCUGAAUGGUGGACAGAUAUCGAGAGGGUAUCGCAGGAGGUUGCUGAACGGGUGGAGAUGAGCAAUCUUCGCACUAUGAAGUGCGCGCUUUAUGCUACGGGAGACCACGAAGCGCGGUUCGUGGACGUGGAAAUCGAUAGGGGUUACGAGGAGAAGCCUCGACCGGUGGAUUUGGACAUCAAUCCUUGGUUGCACAAAUCCGGAAUUGACGACAAUCAGGUCAUUCCGAUUGACCGAUCGACAGUCACGGUAACCCGAUUCCCGAAAGAUUCGGGGACCGCAAUCAUGCCAGAAAGUUAUGUGAUAUUCUAUAGUCGAGAGGACGAGGAUUACGGCAGCAGGAAUAAAAUAAACCGUGCCAUCGAGGCGAUCGCGGGAGUGAAGACAAGAGUAUGGGGAAACGUCUUGGUUUGCAAAUUCAUGCCGCACGAGGGUAGUCGUUUGUUGCCGGUGGAGUACGCCGAUUUAAAGCUGAUAGAUUGUAUUGUGGCCGCGUAUGCCGUGGAUUACGGGCUGGAUCAAAGGGAAUUCGAAUGA